This is a messenger RNA of Jaculus jaculus (lesser Egyptian jerboa), 5402 nucleotides long. RefSeq names its product prolyl endopeptidase like (gene Prepl). The transcript has 15 exons. The record is from RefSeq and is a predicted model, not a curated record. Gene Ontology annotation, cellular component: Golgi apparatus; cytoskeleton. NCBI's taxonomy places the organism in Eukaryota, Metazoa, Chordata, Mammalia, Rodentia, Dipodidae. Bases 352 to 2268 code for a protein of 638 amino acids. Gene Ontology annotation, molecular function: serine-type endopeptidase activity. Gene Ontology annotation, biological process: proteolysis.
GGUGCAGAGCUCACACUCCCGGGUGGACGUGGUCGUGGUGACUCCGGCUCCUCGCUGGGGCGCUUCGGGUUCUCGGGCCUGUGCGCGACUUUGCGUACGUACGUAGGGCAGAGUUGCUGGGGACGUCUCUUCCCCAGUUGCCUGGCUUCCCUGUCCUCAUCAACCCCACCUGCCCCGCUUUUGGAUCCGCGUCUCUUCCCUGCCAGAAUAAAAUUGAAAAAAUGUCACCUAACCAAGUGUCUGCAGAAUAAACCCAAGAUAUCAGAAUUAGCAAGAAACAUCCCAAGUCGGAGCUUCUCAUGUAAGGAUCUUCUUCCUAUUAAACCAGAAAACGAAAAAUCUUCAGAAAACAUGGAUGCAUUUGAAAAGGUGAGAACAAGAUUGGAAACACAGCCACAAGAAGAAUACGAAAUCAUCAAUGCAGAGAUUAAACAUGGUGGUUUCGUUUAUUACCAAGAAGGUUGCUGCUUGGUUCGUUCCAAAGAUGAAGAAGCAGACAAUGAUAACUACGAAGUUCUAUUCAACUUGGAGGAACUUAAAUUAGACCAGCCCUUCAUUGACUGUAUCAGAGUUGCUCCUGAUGAGAAGUAUGUGGCCGCCAAGGUACGGACUGAGGACUCGGAAGCAUCUACCUGCGUAGUUGUGAAGCUCAGCGACCAGCCUGCGAUGGAAGCGUCAUUCCCCAAUGUGUCCAGCUUUGAAUGGGUAAAAGAUGAAGAAGAUGAAGACGUUUUAUUCUACACCUUCCAGAGGAACCUUCGCUGUCAUGAUGUAUAUCGAGCCACAUUUGGUGAUAACAAACGUAAUGAACGCUUUUACACAGAAAAAGACCCAAGCUAUUUUGUCUUCCUUUAUCUUACAAAAGAUAGUCGUUUCCUCACCUUAAAUAUUAUGAACAAGACAACUUCUGAGGUAUGGUUGAUAGAUGGCCUGAGCCCUUGGGACCCACCAGUACUUAUUCAGAAGAGAAUACAUGGAGUCCUUUACUAUGUUGAACACAGAGAUGAUGAACUAUACAUUCUCACUAAUGUUGGAGAGCCUACAGAAUUCAAGCUGAUGAGAACAGCAGCCGAUGCCCCUGCUAUUAUGAAUUGGGACUUAUUUUUCACGAUGAAGAGAAAUACCAAAGUUGUGGACUUGGACAUGUUUAAGGACCACUGUGUUCUGUUCCUGAAGCACAGCAAUCUUCUGUAUGUUAACGUGAUCGGUCUGGCUGAUGAUUCAGUUCGCUCUCUAAAGCUCCCUCCUUGGGCCUGUGGAUUCAUAAUGGAUACAAAUUCUGACCCCAAGAACUGCCCCUUUCAGCUUUGCUCUCCAAUAAGACCCCCUAAAUACUACACAUAUAAAUUUGCAGAAGGCAAACUGUUUGAGGAAACGGGCCAUGAAGACCCCAUCACAAAGACUAGUCGUGUUUUACGUAUAGAAGCCAAGAGCAAGGAUGGAAAACUCGUGCCAAUGACGAUUUUCCACAAAACGGAUUCUGAGGACUUGCAGAAGAAACCCCUCCUAGUACAUGUGUAUGGAGCUUACGGAAUGGACUUGAAAAUGAAUUUCAGGCCUGAGAGGCGGGUCUUGGUGGAUGACGGCUGGGUAUUAGCAUAUUGCCAUGUGAGGGGUGGUGGUGAGUUGGGCCUCCAGUGGCAUGCUGAUGGCCGUCUAACUAAAAAACUCAAUGGCCUUGCUGACUUAGAGGCUUGCAUUAAGACGCUUCAUGGCCAAGGCUUUUCCCAGCCACGUCUAACAGCUGUGACUGCUUUCAGUGCUGGAGGGGUGCUGGUGGGAGCGCUGUGCAAUUCUAGCCCAGAGCUCCUGAGAGCCGCCACUUUGGAGGCGCCUUUCUUGGAUGUUCUCAAUACCAUGAUGGACACUACGCUUCCUCUGACGUUAGAAGAAUUGGAAGAAUGGGGGAGCCCUUCAUCUGAUGAAAAGCAUAAGAACUACAUAAAGCGCUACUGUCCUUAUCAAAAUAUCAAGCCUCAGCACUAUCCUUCAGUUCAUAUCACAGCUUAUGAAAAUGACGAGCGCGUACCUCUGAAAGGAAUUGUAAACUAUACUGAGAAACUCAAGGAGGCUGUUGCGGAACACGCCCGGGACUCAGGGGAAGGCUAUCAGGCUCCCAAUAUUGUUUUAGACAUUCAGCCUGGUGGAAAUCAUGUGAUUGAAGAUUCUCACAAAAAGAUUACAGCCCAAAUUAAAUUCCUGUAUGAGGAACUCGGACUGGACAGCACCAGUGUUUUCGAGGAUCUUAAGAAAUACCUAAAAUUCUGAAAGGCCGCGUUCACCUGGAAACAGGAAGCGCUGAAAUAUUUUACAGUCCUAUUUCCAGUUAGGUUAGCAGAAGUGAGAUUUUAAGUUAUUACCUGUUUUUUAAAAGCUGCUUCUCCAUCUACAUGUUGCUCAGCGUUCAUCCCACCUGCUGGUAGUGUUCCACAGUGACACACCGGGAGUCCUGGCCUGAGCACAUGGUUCCCAUUUGUGCUCCUAGAAGGACGCAAAGAAGGGGGCCUGGAAGGACAAAAGGCAGCUGGACACUGGCCCCUUGCAGUGAGAGCACCUCUGUGUUGUUGAGCCGGGUGUCCUGUGAACAGUGUACAGAUGAGUGUCCUUCCUCUGUGCUGAUGAGUACCUUUAGACAGCGUGCGGUGAGUCAUCUCCCGAUCUCCAUGACUGUAUUUGAAUGAAAAGUACGACAGUCUCAGCCAGCCACAGCAGCGCACGCCUUUAAGCCCAGCAUUCGGGAAGCAGAGGCAGGAGAAUCACUGUGAGUUUGAGGCCAGCCUGAGACUACAGAAUGGGUUCUAGGUUAAGCUAUAAUAAGACCCUACCUCAAAAAACAAAAAUAGUUUUCACUUUCAGAUGCUUUACAACUUUUGGAAUAAUCUUGGCUUGAGUCCUAAGGUGUUCCGCUCAUUGAUGUGAUGUUAUCUCCAAAAAGUUAGGAAUUCCUACAAGCAACAAGGUUUUUUUUUUUAGACAUUUUAUUAUAAUCCUUCAAAUAUUAGCAGUUACAUUCAUACUACAAAAAUGCCUAAGAAUUAAUGACCAUUCACAAAAUGUACUCAGCAGCAUGCUGUCUGUACAUAACACUAAGGUAGUAGUGAAUGCCAGGGCCUUCUUGGUAGAGGACCCUAACACAGGCUGUACAACAGGUCCAGUGCGCCGGAGUAGCAAGCUCUGUUGGAAACAAAGCAUUUGUUUCUAAAAGCUGCUUGGUGGUGCGGGAGACUGUCGGUGUUAUGUUCCAAGAUGAGUCCCUCGCCCCGCUCCAGGGGAACGCCACGCGUGUCCACUUUGCUGCCUUUGGAGGCAGGAUUGGUACUCAGCCUUACUGGCAGCCAUGUAGGAAGACCUGCCAUCAUGUCCUGGAGAUUCAGCAGCAUUGACGACUCUCCAAAAUUCAGAACCACAAUGAAGACCCUGUCUAUGCCGUCCAUCUGUCUCGUGUAUGCUACAGCGUGGCUGUCAUUCCUCAGCAAGCAGAACCAGCCCCUGCUGAGCAGCAGCUCACUGGCAUGAAGUUUACUUAAGUCUUGAUAGAAUUUCAAAGCCGAACUGGGCUCCAUCUUUUGAACCUGUUUUUUUAAAUAAAUAUUCACAUAAAAAUUGGAUUUUAAUAAUUUUUUAGAGAUCUCUUAAGGAUCUAAUAAAUUCUUUCCCCAGAAAAACCUGCUUUCAUUUUCCCAUUAAAAUAACUGCUAAUUUGUAAGCAUGAAUAAGUAUAUACAAGUAAUAUAUUAAAAAAAAAAAAAAAGAUAAGCUGGGCAUGGCGGUGCAUGUCUUUGAUCCCAGCACUUGGGAGGCAGAGGUAGGAGGAUCGCUAAGUUCAAGGCCACCCUGAGACUACAUAGUGAAUUCCAGGUCAGCCUGGGCUAGAGUGAAACCCUACCUCAAAAAAAAAAAAAUAGGCAAGUACAGUCCUCGGCUUGUCUGAGGGUCACCGCAGUACACCUCAGAGUUGCUGCAGAAACCCAAUGUGACUCCUCUUUAAGAACCCCAGAUGUCCAUGACUAUUUUACUUCACUCUGUGCCAUCUGGUAACUGCCAAAUGCCUGGAACAGAAACGAUAAAAUAGAGCUUCCGGAGCACAUGGACUCUGAGACCAUCCGAAUGUGGACUUACUUGUUUUCUUUCGUAAAUUAACGAGAAGGUCACUGUGGUGCAAAGAUCCGGUCACCUCAGCAAACAUGUAUUUCUUGAAUAGAUAAUGAUGGAACCAAAUGUAAAAGAAAACGAAGGGUACACAGAGGUUUGAAGUAGGUGUACCCUGUAAGUUCAUGCGUUCUGAAGGCCAGGUCCCCAGCUGGUGGCAAUGUGGGAAGUGGAGGCUUGAUAGAAGAGUUGUGUCACUGGGGGUGGACCUUGACAGUUUAUUAGUCCGAGCUUGCCAGUGUCACUUAACACACUCCUGCUGCUGUUGUCCACCUGAUGCUGGCCAGAAGGUGACGUCCAGCCUCUGCUCAUGCCAUUGUUCCCCCUCUCCCCUCCCCCCGCCAUCAUGGAGCUUCCCCUCAAGUCUAAGCCAAAAUAAACCCUUUCCCCCUACAAGCUGCUUUUGGUCAGGUUUAUUGAUUAAAGAUUUUAGUUUAUUUAAAAGCUAUAUAAAAAAUAAUUUAAUGUCAUUCUUAUCUAGCAUUUUGCUGUUAUACUGUCUCCAUAAAUUUCGUUUUAACGGCAAAUAAUAUUCUGUUGAAUGGUUAUUCCAUUUUUGGCCUUUCUCUUUUAAUAUUUGCAUUUCUAGUAUUUUCUAAAUUUUUAUUCCCUUCCUCUCAGAUUUUCUAUAUGUAGCAUAGAUUGGGAAGAUAAUUACUGUGUCAAAGAUUAUGGACAUUUGAUGCAUAAUGCCAAAUUCUCCUGAGAGCUGUUGCCACACCAAAACACUGAUUUUAUUACCCUUUGCCGGCCACGUUUCCUGCAGGGUUGGGAGGGUCGCUGUCCUUGCCACCGUUGUGGCUGUCAUUGUCCUUCGGGGUGGACGCCUAACGUGUACGUGGCGAGUAUUUCAUGGGUGUCUAAGAAUGUUCACUCAUCUAUCAAGUACAGAAGUAUUGAUGGUUCAUGUGCAUGGCCUGUCAGAGUCCGCUCUCAUUUUCUGUGGUUUUAGAUGGUGCAUGAGAAUCGGAGUUCUGUGCCAUUCACGUGAAACGUGCUCAGUCAGCUGUUCUUCGUAUGUCCCUGAAUUUGAAAUCUAUCCCUGUAAUUGUGACUCUCUCUCAGUUUCUCUUUGCAUUUCUCAAGAACCUGUUUUAUAUAUUUUGAAGCUACUGUUAUAUGCAAAAAAAAAAAAAAAUCAUGGUUUUUAGUGGACUGUUAAUUCUUUUCAACUUUUGAAAAUUGCCUUUCUCUCAUAUACUGCUUUUCAUAUUGAAUUCUAUUUUGUCUGCUAUUAAAUAUUUCCAAGCCUG